AAAACUACAGUUAGCACCUAAUUAUCCGACUCCCCCAUCCAAUUUUCCCCUCCAUCCAAUUCACUUUGCCGCCGAGGUCAGAAUCAUCUACCACCGUCGCCGCCCAACUCCCUCCGCCGCCGCCAAGCUCCCUCCACUCGCCGGGUCGCCCUCUCCCACCGUUGCCCUUCCACUCCUAGGCCCUCGCCGCUUGUAUGUGGUUGUUGGCCAUCAAAUCAGUCGACGUAGCGGCGGUAGAGAGGCGGAAUGCUCCCGUCGGCGAUGGUCCCUCCUCCGCUCAUGCCGCCACUGGAUGGAUCGGAGGCCGGUAAAGCUCCGGGCGAAGACAUAUGGAGUGAUAGCUGCAGCCGUCUGGGAGCAGUGAGAGAGAAUGGGUGGUCGGAUGCUAGCGCCGAGAGGGGAGAGGCUAGAGGUGAGCGCCGAGAGAUUUCGGCAGCGCGCGUUCUUUCGUUGAUUUCCUUAUACAAGUCGGAAAGAGCACAUCCGAAUCCUUUCUGAACUCAAAAUACCCCAAAGCAUAGGCCCUACGGAUCGAUUAGGUCAUAAAUAAGCAUUGGUACUCUGUAUUUUAGCAACAUAUCGCAGCAGCAGCAGCAGCAGCAGCGGAUUAUGCAUCGUCGACAGAAGAAUAAUCGGCGGGAGCCGCCGGUUCUACGACCAGAGCCAUGGCUGGUAUACUCCCAUGGGAAGCAGAAGCAGUCACAAACAUUCUACAGCUUGUCGGAACGAAGUUGCCAGGUGAGAAAUAUCCCUAAGACGCGAAAUCGAACCGUCUGGGCACAUUGCCAAGGCUGGUUAGCGCUUGUCGAUGUCGAUCAUAACCAUUGUUCAUUGUUUAACCCUGUCACCAUGGAGGAGGUUCACUUACCCAGAUUCCCAUUUACUGCCAAGAGCAUCGACCAUUGUGCACUUUCCUCUCCUCCUACUGGUGCUAAUAAUUGCCUGCUCAUGUGUAUCGAAUAUUGUCAACGAAGAAAGCAGAGUUCUUUUCACUUCUGUAAGCCAGGGGAUAAAGAUUGGACGACACAGCUGGUGGAGCCGCAACAAGGUCAAUGUUGGUGCGAAGUGUAUCCCCAUCUCCACCGUUUCAGAAACACCGUCAGCUUCAAUGGCGAGUUUUAUGUUGUUUCCAUAUGCUGUAAAGGCCUCUUCAAGGUUCAGUUGGCAAUUGACCAACUUGGUACUAACAAUGUCUCAAUGGAGUUACUUGAUAUGAAGUUAAGGGGACAGCGGUCUCACUUCGUUAGGAGCACUAUGAUGAGCUCUUCGUUCAUGGUUCAGGCCUCACCUACUGAACUAAUGACGGUUAAGCUAUACUACGGGGACAAUAGAGACACUGACUGCAGCUACAAGGUUCGUAGGGUCGAGGGCUUCCAGACUGGUGUCAAGCGACUGGACUUGUAUAAGGCCAAUUUCCUGGAAGAAAAAUGGGAACGCGUGGAGACGUUGCCCGAAGACACUGCCAUCUUCUUAGGCUCCCGUAGCGAUAAUGGCGUCUCUUAUAAAAUUCCAAGAAGACAAGACUUAGUUGUGGGAGGAGGAGGUGUUCGUGGGAACACGGUGUACUUUACACCACCAACGAAUGACGGGUAUCUUUACGCGUAUGACGUUGGAGACAGAAGUAUAAGCGUCUCUUUACCAUGUUCUAAAGCUAACAGACCUGAUUAUUCUGAACCGCAUUGGAUUAUUCCCCUUGGUUGCUCAUCUUCUACGGAUGAUCCUCAACCGGAAUUCGACAUCUCGCCUGAUGAGAUUGGCAGCGAGCAGAUUAUUCUCUCGACGGGCAACGACGAUAGCAGUACUGAUCAUGAUGGACGACAUUGGUCGUACGACAUUCCAAGUGAGCUUCUUUCCGAUGUACAAUCUCGCUUAUUUGGAGCCGAUCGUUGCUUUUUUCGUCUCGCUUGCAAAACGUGGAAUUCGAUAUUUUCCAGUGUUGUCUCUACAUCGUCAAACGUUCGAUUUGCGAGGAAUCAUUCUUUCCCAAUCCUCGUACAUAAAGGAUUGGAUGGGGAGGUAGUCAGCUUAUUCAACCCAAUCACCAGUGUAACUAGUAUCUUGUCUUUAGAGGCUUCGAGUCUGAGAGGCGCAGUCAUUCGCUGCUCCAAACACGGAUGGUUGCUUAUGUCACAAGGACUUGGGGGUGAUCAACAUCGACUAUUCUUUUUCAAUCCUUUUACCGAAGACAGGAUCAACCUUCCUAUGCUGUCGUAUGACCUUGAAGGGAUUACAUUCUCGUCUUCGCCGACAUCCUUUGACUGCCUGGUUAUUUGCUACACUGCUUUGUGGCAGCAAGUGGUGAUAUCCUUUAUUUAUCGAGGGGAGCACCAGUGGACUCAAUAUGAGGUCAUGAGCGACAGUAGUAAUUUCAUGAGCCCUUUCAGUAAUCCAAUUUACCACAAAGGAUUGCUAUAUUUUAUGGGGAAGAACGCAGAUCUUUGCAUUCAUGACUUUGAACAAAAAACCACCAUUACGAUAGAGCUUCCUAAUAGAUCUUGUACGUCGGUACAAAGAAGCUAUCUGUUGGAGUGCAAUGGGAAGCUUUUGUCCGUGUUGAUGGGCCACAUGGGGAAAGUUCUCGAGGUAUAUGCACUCGAUCAAGAAGCCAUUACUUGGAAAGAACUGGAUAACCUCGAAGACAAUAUGCUGUUUGUGAGCGCUGCAUCUGCAUUAUCAGCAACAAACAGUGGAGAGAAGAUUUCUGGCUUGGGAAACAAGGUGUUUCUUGACAGGUUUAAGGACAAGGAUGGCGUGUUUUAUUCUCUGGCAACAAGAAAGUUCCAUACCUUUUGGAGCGGAUACAACAAUGAUGAUUGGUGCAACACCAAAGAAUAUAUCAAUUGUGCAUGGAUAGAACCAAGCUUCAAAACGCACACGAAAGAUGAGCUUCAAUGGUAAGGAAAGAUGGAAAUGGAUGUAGAGGCCUAUUUGCGAAGACGCUAUGAAAGUCAAAAUGCAGAUAUCGAGAUAAUGGAGAAAGAUGACUUGUAUACUGUUAGUCACUUUAUAAUCUUCCUUUUAUGAACUUUAGACGUGGCUUACAUUUGUUUGGAAUGCUUGACCCCCGCCGUCCUUGGUCUUUAUGCUUUUACUCACUGCUACUGCUACCCCAGUUUGUUGAAUUAUAAUUUAGAAGUGAUUUGGGUAGGACGAAUAGACAUCUUCGGUUACUUCUUAUUUUUGAAGAGCUGUUGGUUUCUGCUUAAGGUGUACUAAUCACUUCUCUGUGAUGGGUCAGAAGAAUGUUUUUUCUCUUACCUCUGCGGAAAGUUAGUUUUGAUUUGAUGGACCGCUCUAAGCUGUCUAAACUAGCAGAUGGUUCUUAGCUAGUCCUUGUAGUUUAGGGAUGCUCUCUCUGAACAUAUUAAGUGCUGAAAGCAUGUUUAAUAGCCUUCAGUGGUUUCUAUAUAUGUGCUAUCCUACAGGUUAUCAAUGAUAUAAUUGAAUGGAAGUUAUCAAUAGUUGGUACGGUGGAAUGAUUCUGACAUCAUGGAGACGAUUCAGAAUGGCGAGGGUAAAUGCCAGAGGAAGAACUUUGUUUGGGAUUGAGAAGCCAAUUUCUUAAGACAAUAGCAAUUGACCAUAGAUGCCAGUUGGAAAGUUUGUCCAAGAAAGGGUAAGCAAAGAAUCUGCAAGAUGAUAAUAUUUUGCUGCUUGUUAUAAAGAAGCUAAUUUCGUUAUUCAGUAGCUGUUCAUGGGAAACACUGAUAGGAAAUACUACGCCCACUGUGAUUGGAGUAGUAAUAUUAUGCCCAUCUUACUCAAAAGUAAUCUUCUACUUUGUCCCUUUUGUUUCAGAUCAAUGUCCCAAGUUUAUGGUGAAUAGUAAAUGUUGUCUUCGCUUUCCUUUUAGUGUAGCUUCUUUUAGAAAUUUCACACGUUUUCAGGAUGAUAUGUUGCCUAGGCUAAGUGCAGCUUCUUUGGCAUGAUUGCAACAUGAAAUUCUUGAAACUGAAUGG
Messenger RNA from Linum tenue, 3959 nucleotides. Lineage: Eukaryota; Viridiplantae; Streptophyta; Magnoliopsida; Malpighiales; Linaceae. The record is from the annotation of a GenBank genome assembly.